CGAGCGGCGGACCACUACCACGCGCACGACGACCGGCGACCCGUUCGCUGAAUGCCGAUAAAAUAAAACAGUUUACACGGCGCACACUCGGCGCAAUACUACGCGAACGACUGUCGGACGUUCAACAUCGAUACAGUGCGCAUCUCGUCAGUUACGAAUUUACGAUUUAAAUAUUAUUAUUACCGUCUUGCAGCAGAGGUUUUCGGGACCGCCGACAGACUUCUACCAGAUUUUCGUCGCCGUUACCUUGGUAUAAUUCGUUUAUAGGAUGGACAACGUUUCGGUUUCGUCGGGGUCCUCAUCCGUGGACGGCGACGAACUGUCGGCCGUGCUCAAUCGCCGGCAGAAGAUCAACGAGGCGCUGGAAGACGGAAAACCGGUGCCACCUCAGUUCAACAGGCGGCCGUCCACUAAAAACGUUUAUCUCGAGUUUAAAGAGUUCUCGCGCAAGCAGAUCAACGAAUACGAGGCGACGUUCAAAAAAUUCGAUACCGGUAAAGAUGGAUACUUAGACUUGGGAGAAUUGAAACGGAUGAUGGAAAAGCUGGGUGUUCCGCAAACUCACUUGGCGCUCAAAGCUAUGAUCAAAGAAGUGGACGAAGAUUGUGACGAUAAGAUAAGUUUUCGAGAAUUUUUGCUGAUAUACCGCAAAGCGUACGACGGUUCGUUGCCCCUGGACUGCGGCCUCAACGAGCUGGCCCGACUGACGGAAAUCAACGUUGACGAAGUUGGCGUGAUCGGCGCCAAAGAGUUUUUCGAGGCCAAGAUCGAGUAUCAAGGCAUAGCGAACCGGUUCGAAUACGAACUACGACAGGAGAUAGAAGAGAAGAAACGAUCAGAGGACGAGAUGUCUAAACGGAAAAUUGCGUUCAAAGAGAAGACUGCUAUUUUUCAAUAACUCCUUUGGGAAAACUUUUUCUCCUCCACCCGUUCAAUUUCCUAUUUAACUACCCUCACGGCGACGAUUGUGUAUAAUACCUAACCCAUAUAUUAUUAUUAUUAUUAUGUAUAAUAUAUUUUUGAUGUAAAGGUUUUACCUUAAAUAUUAAUUUUUAUAAUCAUCAUUAUUUAUUAUUUAAAAACUCACUAUACCUAUGCCUAUAUUAUAAUUUAUAUACAUUAAGUACAAACAAUCGAUUAUUCUCUGAAAUCGUUUAGGAAAAUUGUUGUUUUUUUUUUAUUAUUAUUACUAUUAUUUUGUCGUAAUAUUAUUGUAUAAUUUUGUUUUGUAAAUGUUUCUUUAUAUAAUUUACGCCUAUAACUGAAUUUUAAUAAAAUGUAAAAUAU
Molecule: messenger RNA, 1287 nt
Organism: Rhopalosiphum maidis (corn leaf aphid)
Lineage: Eukaryota; Metazoa; Arthropoda; Insecta; Hemiptera; Aphididae
Gene: Swip-1
Product: EF-hand domain-containing protein D2 homolog
Exons: 4
Coding region: 269-898 (209 amino acids)
Molecular function (GO): calcium ion binding
Source: RefSeq, a predicted model, not a curated record